CAAAAGUAGAAACUGACAUUCCAAACACUGGAUUAGACCUAAAAUUCUUCGGAUGUUCUUGGAGGCUUCUGACAAUCAUCCCGACGGCAAUAUAUAGCAGCGACUCCCUGCUCCGUUCUUGCCGUUUCAAGAACAAUCUUGCAGCACACGAACGCAUAGCCUUGGAUCAAACAGGCUGCAGAUUGGUAAUAACUGAACAGUUACAUGCACGCUCGUUUCUAUUCAAUAUAUUAGCAAUCAGACUCAUCAGUUACAGAAAAUAACUUACAACUCAUCAGCCCUUCCCUCUUCCGACAUAAAUUCGUCUCUCUGCUGUCUUCCUAUAAAUUCCCCCCACUUCUCUUCAUGAUCCACACACACCAAUCACUGCAUGCAAAUCCAAUCAUGGCUUACCCUACGAACCUCCUCGUCCUCCUGCUCGCGUCUUUCUUAGCAUCAUCCGCUACGAUAAUCUCGGCACGGAAGAUCGACUCGACACCCACCCUUUUAGCGCGGCUGAAACUAGACGAAGAGGGGCCGAGUUCUUGCUGGGACGCGCUGUUCGAGCUCCACUCUUGCAGCGGCGAGGUGCUGCUCUUCUUCCUCAACGGGGAGACUCAUCUCGGCCCCGGCUGCUGCAGUGCCAUCAGGAUCAUCGAGCACCAGUGCUGGCCCUCGAUGCUCGGAUCGCUGGGUUUAACCGCAGAAGAAAGCGACAUUCUUCGUGGCUAUUGUGACGCGGCGUCCGCCGCCGCUGCGCCGCCGCCCGCGGCUUUGCAUCAGUGCUAUAACCUUCCACGCUUAGUUCCGUAAUUAUAGGCAUUGAGAAUGUAAUAAGACUUGCUUUUGAGUAGUAAUAUGUUUAACUGCAUGUGUUCUUAGUGUGAAAA
This is a messenger RNA of Sesamum indicum (sesame), 869 nucleotides long. RefSeq names its product egg cell-secreted protein 1.3-like. NCBI's taxonomy places the organism in Eukaryota, Viridiplantae, Streptophyta, Magnoliopsida, Lamiales, Pedaliaceae. The record is from RefSeq and is a predicted model, not a curated record. Gene Ontology annotation, biological process: double fertilization forming a zygote and endosperm.